This is a messenger RNA of Penicillium brevicompactum, 585 nucleotides long. Its product is annotated as DUF3716 domain-containing protein. The record is from RefSeq and is a predicted model, not a curated record. Bases 1 to 585 code for a protein of 194 amino acids. NCBI's taxonomy places the organism in Eukaryota, Fungi, Ascomycota, Eurotiomycetes, Eurotiales, Aspergillaceae. The transcript has 2 exons.
AUGCUUCGUCUGAACAAGCCCAAGCCAGUACUGGUAGAGGGUAGGCAGGGGGGACACUGCCACGGCAAUCAGAACGGCAGAGACUUUGCCACAUCCGUUGGUAAGAAGAAGGCUAAUGUCGAGGCUCUUCUGUCUCAAACCAUCGGCGAUUUUGCAGAUGUCAAAUGCAGUCACUGCGCCCGGGGCUGCGGAAGGUUCAGUGGCUGUGUCCUUAUCCGGACACCUGAGAAUGAGGUUCUAGCAUGCACGAACUGUCACUGGAAUAACCACAGCGACCGCUGCAGCCUUUCCACCAUCGGACGGGCACUGGAAAAGCCUUCACAAGAUGCCGGGGCAGACCAAGAGGCUGGUAUCGAAAAAGAAGACGACCAGGAAAUGAUUGAUUUUUUCACCAGCUGGUUGCCGGUGCUAAAACACAAGCUGGCGAAGGCUCGAAGAGGGAGCCCCCAAAAGCGUCUGAAGGGACCUCAGUACGAGAAGAAGAUCAAGUUGGCCGAAUGUGUUCUGGCGCUUAAAGCUAAAGCUAAAGCUGCGAAGGACUCGAAGAACUAUCCCGAGCAAGGUGGACACAUUGAUGGCGAAUGA